AUGGAGUGCAACAAGGAUGAGGCCACCAGAGCUAAAGAAAUUGCCGAGCGGAAGUUUAUUGAAAAGGACACUUUGGGUGCGAAGAAGUUUGCUUUGAAAGCCCAAAAUUUGUUUCCUUCCCUUGAAGGUAUUCCUCAAAUGAUAGCAACACUUGACAUAUAUAUUUCAGCCGAUAAUAAAGUAAAAGGAGAAGCAGAUUGGUAUGGUAUACUUGGUGUAAGCCCCCAUGCUGAUGAUGAUACAGUUCGGAAACAUUAUAGAAAGCUAGCUCUCAUGCUUCACCCUGACAAGAACAAAUCCAUCGGAGCCGACGGGGCCUUUAAACUUAUUUCGGAGGCGUGGAGUAUACUGUCCGACAAGGCUAGAAGGGCAGCUUAUGAUGAGAAGAUAAAUGCAAGAGCACAGAAAGGCUCGGCCAUUUUCGGUGGUUCGUCAGCAAAAGCGGCUGCAAAUGGGGCUAACAAUAGUAAAAAGAAAACACCUUCAAUGGGAAAGACUCAGAAGAAUACUGCUAAAGAAAAUACAUCGUCUUCCAAUAAAUCGAAAUCCACAUUUUGGACUACUUGCAAACGCUGUAAAAUGCAAUACGAAUAUCUCAGAGUUUAUCUUAACCUUAAACUCGUGUGUCCCAGCUGCCAUGAAGCAUUUUUGGCGGUAGAAACUGAUCCGCCUCCUGCAAGUGGUAUCAGACCUGGAACAUCGUGGAUUUUUAAACAAAAGUACGAUAACGAAGGACCUAACAAAAGCAAAUCUGUUGGAAAGAACAACACAGCACCUCCAAAUGCUGGAGCAGAGUCUAACAAGAACAGCUUCCAGUGGGCUCCAUUCUCUAAAACUUCUGGUGUUUCUGAUGUGACUCAAGCGGCAAAUGUAGUUCAGCAGGCAUAUGAUAAGGUGAGGCGUGACCGUGAGGAGGCACAAGCAGCUAACAAAAGGGAAGAGGCUUUGAAAAGGAAGCAGAAUGCUUCGAAAAAAGGUUACUUUAAUCCAGCCAAGAGGAAAAGAAAGGGCAUGGAUGGAAAUGGAGCAGUUGGAGCAUCUAACUUAGGCAAUGAAAUCAAGUUCAAUUGUACUAGAGAUCUCUCCCCAGUUGAACUUCAGAGACUUCUUGUUGAGAAAGCUAGAAAAGAAAUUAGCAAGAGUCUCAAAGAGUUUCAAUUAAAUACUGUUGGUGAAUCAGCAGCAAAAAAGAGUGGAGAUUGCCUCCAGAAAGCUAACCGGAAAGGAGAAUUUUCAGCAAGAAACUCUGAGAUCUGCACUCAAAAUAACACUGGGAAGUUGGAAGAUGCGAAGAGUAGUCUGCAGGAGAGCAGGUCAUUUGCUGCUCCUAUCAUUGAUAACACUUGCCCUGAAAUUUUGGAUUCAAUGCUAGUAGAUAUUCCAGAACCUGAUUUUUAUGAUUUUUACAAGGAUCGAACUGAAAGGUCUUUUGGUGAAAAUCAAGUAUGGGCUGCAUAUGACGGGGAUGAUGGGAUGCCUCGACAUUAUGCUAUGAUUCACAGAGUGAUCUCGAUGAAUCCAUUCAAGUUGCAGAUCAGUUGGCUGUACCCAAAUAUCAACGGCGGCGAACUAGGCCCUCUAAAUUGGGUUUCUUUUGGCUUUUCAAAAACUUGUGGGCAUUUCAGAUUAGGCAAACGCGAAAUCUAUAAUUGGAUCAAUUGUUUUUCUCAGAAGGUUAAAUGGAAAAAAGGUAACGAUGGAGCAAUUUGUAUAAAUCCCAAAAAAGGGGAAGUUUGGGCCAUCUAUAGGAACUGGUCUCUUAGUUGGAAUGAUCUGAUAGCAGAUGAUGUAAUACACAAGUUUGACAUGGUUGAAGUACUCGAAGAUUAUGUUGAAGAACGGGGUGUAAUGGUUAUUCCUCUGGUCAAGGUGGCCGGGUUCAAGGCAGUAUUUCACCACCACUUAAAUGAGAAAGAGAUCAAGAUCAUUCCAAGGAAGGAGAUGCUUCGAUUCUCUCAUCAGGUACCUUCACACGUACUCACUGGCGAAGAAGCUCCUAAUGCUCCAAAGGGUUGCAGGGUGCUGGACCCAGCUGCUACUCCAUGUGAACUUCUCGAGGUAAUAAAAGUUGCAGAGGAUAACAUGACAGACAAUGUGGAUAGAUUUAUAAAAGAAACUAAUCAUGAGGAAAUGAUUGUUGAUACGGGAAAACUUGGGGAACAAAUGAGGGAAUGA
This is a messenger RNA of Lathyrus sativus (Indian pea), 2175 nucleotides long. NCBI's taxonomy places the organism in Eukaryota, Viridiplantae, Streptophyta, Magnoliopsida, Fabales, Fabaceae. The record is from the annotation of a GenBank genome assembly.